Molecule: messenger RNA, 10656 nt
Organism: Plasmodium reichenowi
Lineage: Eukaryota; Apicomplexa; Aconoidasida; Haemosporida; Plasmodiidae
Product: liver specific protein 1, putative
Exons: 1
Coding region: 1-10656 (3551 amino acids)
Source: RefSeq, a predicted model, not a curated record
AUGAAAUUAAGUGUUCUAUAUUUGGUGGUUUCGUUAUAUUUCUUUGACAGAAAAAUUGUUUGUAAUAAAAAAAAUGGAAAGAGUAAAAGUAAUAACCAUAAUUAUUUUAACAAUACUACUAAGCAUAUUGAUAAGCAGGUGAUAUAUAAUUUACCAGAAAAUGAUAAUUUAUUUCAUGUUCUUAAAUAUUUAAUACAUGGAGAAAAUAAAAAUAUUUUAUAUGAUGUCGAUGCAAGUUUAUAUACAAAGAUGGAGAACAAAGAAUAUAUUACUAAGGAAGAUUUAUUAAGAACAUUAGCAUUGAUAGAAAAAAAGAAUGUUGAUUGUAAUGAUAAUAUAAAAAAAGUAAAGAUAGCUAAAUUAUUAAUUGAUAUUAACGAUCUUUUAAGAACAAAUUAUAUAAUUCUUGAUGAUUACAAAGAAAUAAAUAAAAAUGAUUUGACAAAAAAUGGUUUUUUAUUAAAAUUACAAAAUUCUUUAAAUAAAAGGGACAUGGUGAAUUCUAAAAGAGUUAACCAAGAUAUUAUAUUAAGAAAUCAAUAUUUAGAAAAGAAUUAUAAAUUAUGUAGUAUAUCAAAUGAUAUGUUAAUUAUAAGUACCCCUAGAAAUUUAAAUAUAUCUGAUACAAGUAUAAAAGAAAUAAAAUAUCCAUCAUCUAUAAAUAUUAUGAAUGAAAUUUUUCGUGACAAUGUCAUAUCUUCGAAUGUAUCAAAUAUAUCACCUUUACAAUUAAACAAGUCUAUAGGUUUAUAUAAACCAUUACUUGAUUUGGAUAUAAAAAAUAGAAUUGAUGAAUAUAGAAAAAAAGUAGUAACUUAUUAUCAGGAUUCAAACAAUGAAAUGUUUUAUUUAAUAAGAGAUGAAUUUAAUGAAAUAAAAAAAAAAUUUUACUUAUAUAUUCAUCCUAGUAAAAUGCCAGAAGCAAAGCCUAACAAUGAUAUUUUUAAAAAAGAGGAUAUGGAAGGAAAUGAAAUUAUUACCUACGUAUCAAACAAAAUUGAAAAUAAGGAAAAUAUAAAAAAUAAAGAAGAAUAUAUAUUAAAGAGUAACAACAAUAAUGUUAUAAAAAUUUCUUCGAAAAGAACUAAAAAGGUUAUUAAUAUACCUAUAAAAAAAAAAAAAUUGUCCAAUGAUAUAAAGGAAAAUGUGAAUUCAUCAACAAAAAGUGAUAAUAAUAUUAUUUCUAAUGAAACAGUUAAUCCAUGUACAAAAAUAGAAAGUGAAAAUGGGAAUAAAAAAAGAAAUGACAAUGUGAAGAAUAUAAAUCGUAUAUAUCAUAUCUUUUUAAAAAAAAAAAAUAAUGAAAAAAAAUGUGAUAUUUCUAAGCAAACGCUUUAUAAUAAUAGUUUUAAAGAAAAUGAUGUAAUAAAAACAUUUACACAUAAUGACAAUAUUUUAAAAAAAAUUAUUAUUAUUAAAGACAGUUCAAGAGAAAAACCAACAAUUAAAGAAAUUAUACAUCCACAACCUCUUCCUGUAGAGAAUUCAGCAUUAUAUAACAUAUCUGAGCAUAUUCAAAAUAAAUGUAAUUGUUGUUUUUAUUCUAUACCGUUAAUUCAUAUAUAUCAUCCUAAUGGUAGUAUGCAUUGUUUAUCUUGUUCUCAGUAUGAAAAAAACGUAAAUAGAAAAUGUCCUAUAUAUGAGAAGUAUAUCACCUUUAAUUAUAACGACACAUGUAUUUUAUGUGUCCCCUCUAGUUAUAUAACUAAUAAUUGUUUCUGUAAUUUAAUACAUUCAAAAGGAUUAGGGGAAAAAACAAAUGAUGUGCCUAAGAAAUUAAACAUGGUACCACAUUUUAGUAGUAUUAUAGAUGUAUAUGGAAAUAAAAAUAUUGAUGGUUAUAAUAAUUUUGAGAACGAUAAUGAUCUGUUAGUUUACUCAAAUAAUGAUGAACCUAUUUUAAAGAAGAAUCAUAAAGAAAGACCUAAUAAAAAACGUUCCAAUAGGUAUAAAUUAAAAUGUCCCGUGGGUAAUGAGUCUAGUGGUAUAUUUUCGGGACAAUCGAUUUCUAUUUUCCCUGUUAUAGGGGAUGAUAUAAAUAGAGGUCAUUAUGAAAAUUGUCCAUAUUAUGAUGAAGAGGAUGUAAUGUGUUAUAAUACAAUUAAUAAUAAGAAGAUAAAUAUAAAUAAUGAAGAUGAUAAUUAUGAAAAAAUUUUAUAUGAUAAAGACAAAAUAGUUUAUUUAAACAGUAGUUCAUUUGAUACUAUUAAUAUUAAAAUAGGAGGUGAAGAUUUGAAUAUGAAUGAUAGAAAUGAAGAAAAUGAUUUAUUAGAUAAGGAAUCUAUAGAAUAUAUUAAUGAGAUAAAUGAAAAGGAAUAUUAUGAUUCGAUUGAGGCAUGUAAGGAUUAUCGUUAUCAUACAUUUGAAGAAUCUAUAAAAAAUGUUAAUAAUAGAGAAUGUUAUAAAAAUGUAUAUUAUAGUACAGUUCAUAAAAAUGAAGAUAAUAUAGAUAAAAAAUGUUCACAUGAUAUAGAAAGUCGAAAUAAAAGGGUAAAUGAAUAUGAAGAUGAAUGUGAAAAUGAUAAUAAUAAUAAUAAUAAUAAUAAUGAUGAUGAUGAUGAAGAAAAAAAUUAUUUUCUUUUUGAUCUCAGAUUUAUUUACAAAACUGGAUUUUUUACUAAAAGAAAAACAAUUAUUAAUUCUUAUUUAAAAACUAACAAAAUUGAUAUUACAUACAAUAAAGAGAAGAUACUUUAUUUAUUUAAAAACUUGUUUGAAAAAACAUUCAAAGAUAUAAAUUAUCAAAUUAAAGAAUCAUUAGUUCACAUGUUUCCAAUUGUACAAAAUUCCGAAAUACAAGGAUUUGAUAUAGAUUUUGGUAAGGUUAAAUUACAUUAUGCUACAUCAAUUAAUAUGUUUAAAUAUUCUGUUUUUGAUCUUAUUAAUAUGAAAAUUUAUUUUAUCAGCCCAGAUAAAACAUAUAUACUUCUGGAAGAUAUUAUCAGGGAAAUAAGGGAAGAAAAAGAAAAUUCGAAUAAUGAUGGAUCACGACGAAAAAACAAAAUCAUAAAUAAGUAUUCACAUGAAAUGGAUAUAACAAAUAUUGAGUGGAGUACUGAAAAUUGUAAAACGAAUACUACAAAUAGUGAAUCCAAAACAACAACGACAAGAGAAAAUACAAUUGUGAUAAAAGAAAAGAUUGGCACACAUGAUGAAAACAAAAAAUGUGACAACACAAACAACAACAGAAACAAUAAUAAUGAUAAUGAUAAUAAUAAUAAUGAUGAUAAUGAUAAUGAUAAUAAUAAUAACAAUAAUAAUAAUAAUAGUAAUAGUAAUAGUAAUAGUAAUAGUUGUAAUAAUAAUAACAAAAGAGAUAAUGAUUCUUUUGAACACGUAGAUAUACAAAAAAAUGAUACUAUUUCUACUAAUAUAGAUUGUAAUAUUAUACAUAAUAAUACUAUCGAUAGUAGUAAUAAUAACAGAAUUAAAUACAAUUUAAAUAUAUUAAAAUUUUUACUGAAAUAUAAAGAUCUGUUAUCCAAAGAAGACAUAAAUAUGAUCAGUGAUAAAAAUAAUCUUGUAACUAUUAAUAAAAAUGAUAAAACUAAUAUAGGUGAUGAGAUUAUCGAAAUAACUAUUCGAAAAAAUGAAAAAAGAAAUAUAGAAAACAAUUGCACUUAUACAAAUAAUUCCAUUAUAAAUAAUAUAGAUAAUAAUAUAUCUGAAUCUAUAAAUAUUAAUGGUGGUGAAGGAAUAAAUGCAGUCAUUGAAACUGUUGAUAAAUAUUUAGAUAAAUAUUUUAGCGUACAUAAUAUGCCAAUAUAUUAUAUGGAAAAUAUGAAAAUUUCUAAAAAUAUUAUAUAUGUUACAUCUGAUGUAAAUAGUGAUUUAGAUAUGCUUAAAAUGAGUAUAUUAGGAAUAUGUAAUAUAACUAAUAAAUCUAUUGAUAAUUUUAAUUUCUUUUUAGUACGAAAUGAAGCAGAAUUAUAUGAUCCUAACAAAUGUCAGAAAAUACCAGAACAUAUUAAAAAUGUACAAGAUUUAUAUAACUAUAGUAAAAUGUUAGACAUGAAAAUUAUUAUUGCACCCAUAUAUGCAGAAGAUAUAGAUAUAAUACCUAAAAGUUUUGAUUAUUUGUUUAAAUUAUAUAAAGAUGGAGAUGAUGAAAAAGGCGUGACAACAGAUUCUAGAGAUAAUGAUUGUCAACAAAAAGGAAAUGUGGAUACACAGGAAAGGAAUAAGACAGAAAAUGACACAACAAGACUUACCUUGUCAAAUAUCAAGCACAAUUAUAAAAACAAAAACAAUAAUAAUAAUAAUAAUAAUAAUAAUAAUAAUAACAGUCAUAAUAAUAACAGUCAUAAUAAUAAUCAUUCUUAUUAUAAUCAUGAAUUGUCCUUUUUUAACGAUGCAGAAAGUAACAAACCAAACGACAAUACAACUAACUCGAAUGAUAAAAAUUACUAUUUUUUCAAUUAUGAUAAUAAGAAAUCACUUAUUUUAAAUGAUCCAGAAAAUGAUGAAGAUAUUGAAUAUCUAAGUGAAGAAAUAAGCAUUUAUGAAGAUGAACAUAUUUAUGAUGAAGGGAAUUUAUAUAAUUCGUUUGUUAUAUAUAUAGAUAAUCCUUUUAAACGCAUUAAUAUAGAAAAUGCCCCUAUAUUAAAAGGAUAUACUUUAAAUUUAUUUAUAAAUGAUAUAAUGAAUAAACUGAUACAUAUACCUUCCACUUUUAUUAAUACACAAUCUUAUAAAAAAGGAAUGUGUGUAAUGAGUAUAUGUUAUUGUUUUAAUUAUUAUUCAUUAAAUAUAUAUACUAAUAAUAUUAUUUUGUUAAACUUCGAUAAAGAUGUUACAUUAUAUGAAGUAAUAAAAGAAUUUAAAAGUAGAGAGAACGAAUAUUUAUUAAUAAAAAAUAAAGUGAAUGAAGAAUGUCAAGAUGUUGAUAAUCUAUCAAAUAUUAAAUUACCACAUACAAUAGAUUUGAUAGACUCUAAAUAUAUACAUCUGGAAUUUCCAUUAUUAUAUAUAGAUGAACAUUCUAAUUUUUUUCAAGAUAAAAUUACAUUAAUGAAUGUGCCCGAAAAUUUAACAGUAUAUGAAUUAUGUAAAUCUAUGAAGAAUAUAUUGAAUGAAUCAUUAAUAUCAUUUAAUUUAAGUACAAUAAAUGAUAUAAAAAUAUAUACAAUAAGAGGAAGACAAUGGGAAAUGGUGUUAGAUAAUCUUUUAGUUUUUGAUUUAAAAAUUAAUUAUGAAGAUAUUUUUACUAUAUUGAUUGAUAAUAACUUUUUAACUAAAAAUUAUUAUGAAUUAUUAUCUAAUAUUAUAAUCGAUUUUAGAGAUAAUAAUAUGUAUAUUAAAAAGUUAGAUAUAUAUAUAGAUUAUAUUUUCCAACCAUAUACUAUAUAUAAUAUACCUAUAUAUAUUACUCCAAAUAAUUUAAAAUAUAUUUUAUUACAAUAUACAAAUACAUUUUUAUCUAAUUCAUUAUUAGAUGAAUUUUUUUUUACUUACAAUAAAAGACAUACAACAAUUAAUGUCCUUCCAGAAGUGAGGAACUGGGAACAUGUAGAGGAUUCAGAUGUAUAUAUUUAUGAAGAAAAUGAUAUAAAUGUUAAAAAAAAAGAACAAAAAAGAAAUAUAUCCUUUAUAUACGUACUAAAUAUGUUAAGCACCUUUUAUAAAAUUAAAUUUAACUCAAGCAAAUUGUUAGAAUCUGUAAUGGGUGAGAUACAUCAAUUAUGUGGGAAACGGUUUAAUGAAAAUCUCUGGUUAGACAUAAAAAAAUCUACAAAAAAUGAAAAAGAUAUUGAAAUAUAUUUAGAAAAUAGUUCAAAAAAAGUGUUAAUUAAAAACGUACCUUUAGAUUUAUUAGUAUGGAAACUUAUUAAUAUUAUAAUGAGAGGUUCAUUUAAUAUACCUAUAGAGGAUAAGGAGAAAUUAUAUAAUUUAUUUAUGUUAGUACCUAAAAAUAAAGACAAAAUAAAAGAUAAAAAUGUAGAUUAUUAUUUUUUAUCCACUCCUGGGUAUACUGUUGAGGAGAUGUUGAGAGUAUUUGAAAAGAAGAAGAAACCGAAAAAAAAAGGAAAAAAAAAAAAUAGUACUAAUGAUAAUAAUAAUAAUAAUAAUAAUGAUAAUAAUAAUAAUAAUGAUAAUAAUAAUGAUAAUAAUAAUGGUAAUAAUAAUGAUAAUGAUAAUUAUAAUGAUAAUUAUAAUAAUGAUAAUAAUAUCAAUAGUAAUAAUAAUUAUGGUGAUAUGAAACAAAAUUAUUAUAAGAUUCUGUUAAUUAAAGCAUACCCACAACACUUACAUGCAAUACAAAACAAUGAGAGAUUUAAUGAAUAUCUUACAUUCAAUUUAGAAUCAUUACCUUCUGUUAUCGAUGUUAAGAACCCAACAACGUACUUAAGUUUUUAUGUUAAUUAUAAAAAUGAAAAUAAAAUGACUCAUAUAAUUAAUGUACCUGAAAAUAUAUCUACAGAUAUGUUGUUAAAAACUAUUUUGUCUGAUAAUUUUAGUAGAUGGAAAAAGUUACCAAAUGAAGAAAAAAUGAAAUUCUCACUACAUUUAAAUAAAAAAGAAAUAACAAAUAUUAAAGAUUAUAUAAAUAAUGGAGAUAUUGCACAACUCAAAACAUUUAUUUUAAUAAAUAAUAAAAAAAGAAGGGUUCAAGAAAAAUAUAUUGAUUUAUAUAAUACAACUGAAUUAGGAUCGAAUGUAAAUAAUAUAUCAAAAGAAGAAUUAAAAGAAAUACAAUUAUAUGAUAAUGUAUUAAGAGAAAUAUUAAAUAAAAAUUAUAUAGAUUAUAAUAAUAUAUCUCUUAGUGGUUACAAAAUAACAGUUUAUGUGUUUGAUGGUAAUAAAUAUGAACCUUUAACAAUCUAUAACGUACCCUUAAAUAUAACAAAUAAAGAUAUAAUAAACUUUUUAUUAAUAAAAUCAAAUCAUAUUAAUAUAACGAAAUUAAUUGAUGAAUUUUUAUUACUAAACGAAAAAUUGUAUAAUACAUAUAUAGUAAAGAAUAAAAAUAAAGACAUGUUGGAAGAACAAAAUGUUCUUUUUAUAAAAAAAUUAUAUGAAGAAGAAGUAUUUCAGUUGAAUGAAUCCAAAUUUUAUUUAGUUCAUAAUCCUUUAUUUAAUUCUUUAGAUAAUUUACUUCAGAAUAUAGCUCAUAAAAAAUAUGAUUUUAAAUCUGAAAAAAUUCAUGUACAUAGUGUGGGUGAAAAAUUUGAAAUUUUGACGCUAAACAUUUUAAUAAACAAUGAAAUUAAUAAUAUGUAUAAUAACAAUGUAAAUAAUAAUAAUUUUAGUUUUGGUAAGAAAAAAUUUGUCAUCACUGUUCUGAAUAUACCUUAUAAUAUGUAUAUAACCGAAUUUUUAAGGUAUUCCAUAGGAUAUCAAAGAAAGUGGAUAUACAAAUUUGUUCUCUUUUAUAUUAUUAAAGGUAGUGAAAAAUAUAUACUAAAUGAUGGAAAUGAUAUUAUUAGACAUGGAAAAACAGUCAGCGAAAUAUUUCAGAUAUGUAAAUCUGGAGAUCUUUGUACCUUACACAUAGAUAUAAAUUUUAAUGAAGCUGAUAAUAAUUUGGAGAAUGAUACAUUUAAUGAGGAAAUUAACGCAAAAGAAAUGAAAAAUGUAAAUGUAGAUUCACACGCAGAUGUAGAUGUAGAUUUAGAUGCAAAUGUAGAUUUGGAUGCAAAUGAAGAUAUGGAGGGUAAUAUAAACAAAUUUGUAAAUAGUCUUCAUAAUGAUAAUGAAAACCGUUUUAUAGUAUUAAAAGAAUUAAGUAAGAAAAUAUAUACAGACGACUAUGAAAAUAAAAAAAUAGAUAUGUCCAUAAUAUGCUUUGAAUAUAAUGCGGGUUUAUAUGAAAGAAACCUUUUUGGCAGUUCACGAAUUUGUAAUAUUCCAAAAAAUUAUACUGUUGGAGAUGUUUUAAGAUAUAUAAAAAAUAAAAUAAUUGAAGAUACUAAUAUAAGUAUGUUGAAUGAUUUACAAUUAAAAAUAAUACAUAAGGAUAAUUAUAUCGAUAUACCAAAAGAUAUGAAUAUAGAAUAUGCAAUUAAUUAUUUGUUUAUAUAUACCCCUUUUAUAGUAUAUCCAUCAGAUGAUAUAUUAAAAUAUAAUAAUAUAAUUCAUUUAAUUUUAUAUAAUACCAUUAUAGAUAUAAAGGAAAACUCUUUUGUUAAAAAAGACAUUCCGAUAUAUGUUAAGAAAGGUAAUAUUUUUAAAAAUGUUAGUUUAAAAUAUAUACCUAUAAAUAUAAGAGAAGAUGAAUUAUUAACAUAUUUAUUACAUUAUUUAACAGAUAAUCAUGAGGUUAUUUCUUUUAUAAGAGAUAUAACAUGUAUAUGUAUUUAUCCUUUAUGUGAUUCAAUAUAUAUAUAUCAUGAAAAGAAGCAAUUAUCAUUAAUACCUUCUAUAUCUUAUCAUAUACAAUUAAAAAAUGUUUAUUAUAUAUCUACAGUAGAAACAUAUGAAAAUUUUUAUAAUAUAUUAGGUCAUAUGGAAUUAAAUUUGAAUAAGUUCUUACAUAUACAAAAUGAUGGAAAUAAUUAUAAGAAAAAAGAAGCAUAUAAUAAUAUUUAUUAUAUGAAUAAUGUGGAUGAAUUGAUACAUAUUGAUGUUAAUAUAAUAUUUCCAAGCAUUCAAAAAAUAAUACGUGUAAAGAAUUUGAAUGUAAAUAUAAAAAUAGAGGAAUUGUUGUAUAAAAUAUUUGGUUCUAUAACCAACAAAAUAUAUAAAUGGGGAGAACUUUUUAGGAAUGUUGUAGGAAAGAAAGAAAAAAUUAAUAUUAUCAAUGAUCACAUAGAGAAGAAUAGUAAUAAUAUUAAUAGUAUUAAUAAUAUGAACAGUAUUAAUAAUAUUAAUAAUUGUGAUAAUAAUGAUAGGAUAGAUAAUAAAGUGCUAAAAGAUUACUUAUGUGAAGAACAGAAUAUUAUGACAUUCAUAUUUUGUUCUCAUGAUAAUAGUAUACACGAUUAUCUCACAUCCAGAAUGAUAUACCUCCCGGCAAUCAUAAAUUAUCAAACAAAUUAUGUAACUUUCUAUAGUAGUAUAAAUGGAUUUGCUAAUAAUGAAACUACUUUUCAUGGGUUUCCCAAUUAUCUAAGUCCAGAAACAAUGUUGACCAUAUUACAAUAUAAUUUCUUUCAUGUCAUAGGAAAAAAUUAUUUGAAAUUAUAUGGAAGUUUGUAUGAUAAGGGAACUGAUGAAGAUAUAAUAUAUAAUACAAAUGAUAUAAGAAAAUCAGAAAAUAAGGACAUAUAUAAUAAAAAUUUAAUAGCUAUGAGGGGUGCUAUAAAAUUUAUAUUAAGAAUAAAAAAUAAGGGAAAAAAAAAAUCAAAAGAUACAAUACAAAAUUUAAUUAAUAAUGAAUUAAAUAUUGCAUGUGAAAAUGUAGAAAAUGAAGUUGAUAUGGAAGAAUGUAAUGACUUUCUUUCUUCUUUAAAUAAUUCAAGUAUAUUUUGGAAAAAUGGUAUAUUAGGGUUCAUGGCAAAUUCAAUAGUUACUCGUGAUAAUAUGAAUAAUAGUUUAAUAUUACCUUAUGUAGAUUUUGAAAUAAAUGAGAAAAUGUUUUUACAAAAUAUUUUAUAUCAUAUAAAUAUUUCUCCAUAUUUAUAUAAAUUAUUUGAGUUAACUCAUAUUGAUAAAAAAUGUAAUACUUAUAAAAAAAAAUUAAAAAAUAGUGUUGCACAUAUUCAAUGUUUAUUGUCAUAUGGAUUUAGUAUAUAUUUUGAUUUACAUUAUGAUAGUACAUUUGAUAAAUACAAAGGUUUUACAUUAGGAGAUAAUUCUUUUGAUAUAACACAAAUACAUUCAUUUCAAAAUCUUCAUGAACAAAAUUUUGUAGAUUUAAUUUUAUAUAAUCAUGAUAAUACAUUUAUUACAAUCAAAAACGUAUAUAGAGAUAUGACAGUAGCAACAUUCUUAAAUGACUUAUCAAAAACAAGAUGUCAUAUACUAGGAUUAACAUAUAAUCAAAUUUCUACAUAUUACAAAUUAAUCUAUGAGAUAUAUAAUGAAACACAUGACAUUUCACCAAAUUUGUCUAUUGCAGAUGUACAUAAUAUUGUGAUAAGUUUUUCUAAAUCUAACAUAUUAUUAAAAAUAAGGAAAAUUGAUAUCACCAACCAUAUCUCACAUAAUAAUAAUAAUAAUAAUAAUAAUAAUGAUAGUGAUUUUAUUAUUAAUAGUGAUAGUAUUGACUAUAUUAAUGCUUUACCAGAUUUAUAUUUAAGCCCAUAUCCUCCAGUUAUUGAUCUGAGUCAAAAUAAUUUUCAAGUUAAUAUAUAUAUGCACUCUAAAUUUAUACCAAAUGAUUAUUCCUUAAGAAAAGAUAUUGUACCACAUAUUACUAUUAAUAAUGUACCAUCAAAUGUUUUUAUUUUAUCAUUAAAGGAACUAUUAAAAACAAUAUUUAUACAACAUAUGGAAAAAUCUCAAACUACUACAUUUCAGUUAAAUUUAUAUGACUUUGAGGUCGAAUUCUUUAUUCUUACUUUUAAUCGUUUUACUAGUAAAUUUCAUAAAAUGAAUUCUAAUGUUUUAAGUAAUUUAACUAUCUCUAACUUUUAUAGUACUUAUAUUCAAGGAGGGUUAUUUCUAAAUAUCGAUAAAAUUAAAAUUGAUAUACCAAAUCUAUUGAAUGAUUUUAUUGAUCAUUUCUCAAGGGUCGUAAUAGACUUUUCUCAUCACAACAUAGUCAAACAGUAA